AUGGCCAUCGACAUCGGCCUACGGUCGGUGAUUGAAUAUAUAGCAAACCGCCCGUCACUGCUAUGUUAUGCAUUCCUCACUUAUGUGACAGUAUAUUUUGCAACUGUUAUCCUGUUCGGGAGAAAGAAAGGGAGGAACCCGCUUCAACAUGACCACAGAAGAUCGCCGGAACCAUUCGUUCAUGAUACAAAGUUGCGGGACGCCGUUCUCAAAGAUAGAUUCAAGGCCAGUAAAAUACCUGCACAUUUAGAUGUCAUCAUUAUCGGCAGUGGUAUAGGAGGUCUUGGAGCUGCUGCUCUUCUCACGAGAGCUGGUAAGAGAGUUCUUGUGCUGGAGCAGCAUGAUCAGGUUGGAGGAUGUUGCCAUACAUUUGUGGAGAAAGGAUUUGAAUUUGAUACCGGCAUUCACUACAUUGGGCAAAUGCAUGAAGGCUCAAUUCAUCGAGUACUUCUGGAUCAGCUCACUUCAGGUCAGCUCAGAUGGACAAAACUAGAUGAUACUUAUGACACUGUUGCUGUGGGUGGUUCCUCUACAACCAAAUGGUUCCCCAUGAAGUCAGGAAAGGAUGAAUAUUAUAACAAUCUGAUAAACUUGUUUCCAGAUGAGAAGUCUGCAAUACUUGCUUACAAAGAUCUAGUCAAGGAUGCCUCUAGUGCUUUCUUUGGAAUUGUGUUACUGAAAGUGCUACCACGUUUGCUGGUAAAGUUUGUCCUGAAGACAGGCCUGUAUAGUUUAAUAUUCAAGUGCUACAGGAAACGAUACACUUCUAGAACUCUCCAGGAGGUGCUUGACGGCCUGACAGACAAUAAAGAGUUGAAACUGGUGCUUUGUUACCCUUGUGGAGAUUAUGGUGUCAUGCCAAAGGAUGUUUCAUUUAUCCUCCACGCCAUUCUUGUAAGCCACUAUGAGAAAGGAGCAUUUUAUCCAGUAAAUGGAACAUCAGAAAUAGCUUUCCACAUCGUUCAGACUAUAACUGAAGGGGGUGGGAGUGUGCUAGUGCAGGCACCGGUCACCAAGAUCCUCUGUGACCCAAAAGGAAAGGCAAUGGGUGUCCGUGUGGCUACGGGCAAAAAAGAAUUAGAAGUACAUGCCACCUGCAUUAUUUCUGAUGCUGGUGUUGUCAACACAUUCAAACAUUUACUGCCGGAGAAUGUUGCAAAGUCCUCAUGUAUCUAUCCUUUGAUCGAGAAAGUGGGACAGAGUGUUUCUUUUAUCACUGCAUUCAUUGGAGUGGAAGGUAGUUCUAGCGAUUUAAAACUACCAGCUGCCAAUGUCUGGCUGUAUGAUACGGAUGACAUCAAUAAGGCAGUGACAGAAUAUCUCAGUGUGAACGCUGAUGACGCCGACACAGCUGAUAUUCCUUUUGCCUUCAUUUCCUUCCCAUCUGCCAAAGAUCCUCAGUGGGAGCAGAAGUUCCCAGGUAAAACUUCCUUGCUAGUUAUCACAUUAGCCAAAUGGGAGUGGUUUGAGGAAUGGAAAGAUGAAGCUGUCAGACACCGAGGUGACCGCUAUGAAGGAAUUAAGGAUGCCUUUGGCAGAAAAAUGUGGCAACGAUGUGUUGAUCUCUACCCUCAGCUAGACGGAAAGAAAGUGUACAUGGAGGUUGGUACACCUGUCAGUAAUCAGCAUUACCUGGCAUGUCCCAGGGGUGAAAUGUAUGGGCUGGAUCAAAAGGUAGUACGAUUUACACCUGGUGUAGUCAGUAAACUACGUCCAGACACAGAUAUUAAAGGACUCUAUUUAACAGGCCAAGACGUCUUGACAUGUGGAUUCGCCUCGUCUCUCCUUGUCGGUCUUAUAUGUGCAUCCCAGAUAUUAAAUCGGAAUAUCUACAGUGACUUGCUUCAGUUUCGAAAACACAUUUUGAAAGGAAGUUCACUUUCCAAGGAAGCCAACCAGAAAAAGGAGGAGUAG
Candidula unifasciata is the source of this 1914-nucleotide messenger RNA. The record is from the annotation of a GenBank genome assembly. NCBI's taxonomy places the organism in Eukaryota, Metazoa, Mollusca, Gastropoda, Stylommatophora, Geomitridae.